Aspergillus brunneoviolaceus CBS 621.78 is the source of this 834-nucleotide messenger RNA. RefSeq names its product YqaE/Pmp3 family membrane protein. Gene Ontology annotation, cellular component: membrane. NCBI's taxonomy places the organism in Eukaryota, Fungi, Ascomycota, Eurotiomycetes, Eurotiales, Aspergillaceae. The transcript is spliced from 3 exons. Bases 396 to 689 code for a protein of 97 amino acids. The record is from RefSeq and is a predicted model, not a curated record.
UACCUAGUAACUAUUGUACUACGAGUAUCCCGUCCCAGUGACGUCGACAGCCAUCUACUUCUUGCCUUACGACAGGGCUAACCAACUAGCCCCAAAAAAACAAAAAACAAAAAAACCACAAAGACAAAAAAAAGAAAUGAAGCGCCUCAACUCCGCCCAAGACGACAACAUCCCCGUCUAUAUAUUCCUGCUCCUGUUCCUGAUCCUGGGGCUGAGUUUUCUGGGAACGUAUCUCGAGACGGUCAGCAGCAGCAGCAGCACCACCACCACCACCACUACCAACAGUAACAGCAAUAGCAACACCAACACCAAACGAGUGAAAUCAACCGUGCGCUUUCGUGCUUAACUACAGUACACCCACCACACAACAACACCUAGAUCCAAUCCAGCCAAAAAUGGCCGGAACAUGCUCCAUGCUCUGCCUCAUCCUCAUCACCAUCUUCAUCCCCCCCCUCGGCGUCUUCCUGAUCUCCGGCUGCAGCGCCGAUUUCUUCAUCAACCUGUUGCUCACGCUUCUGGGCUACCUACCCGGCCACAUCCACGCCUUCUACCUGGAGUACGUCUACUACCGGAAUUCCGAUGCGGUGGCGCCGCGCCGCGCGCCGGGGGUGUAUUCGGAGCGGAUUCAGCGGGGGGCGCAUCACCACCACCAUCAGCAGCAGCAGCAGGCGGGGUAUGGGACGAUUUAAGCUGGGGCCGGGGUUGCGGAGCGGUGGGUGGUAGUUGGACUAGGGUAGUCUGGUCUGGUGGAUGGUGGUAGGCAUUAUGCCUGAAGUUUUGUUUUUUGUUUUUUUUUUUUUUUAUUUGGUUCUUGGGGGAAUCGCUAGCGACGAG